Messenger RNA from Terrapene triunguis (Three-toed box turtle), 7362 nucleotides. It is a transcript of the gene MYH9, whose product is annotated as myosin heavy chain 9. Gene Ontology annotation, cellular component: myosin complex. NCBI's taxonomy places the organism in Eukaryota, Metazoa, Chordata, Testudines, Emydidae. Gene Ontology annotation, molecular function: ATP binding; actin filament binding; cytoskeletal motor activity. The coding region runs from base 16 to 5961 and encodes 1981 amino acids. The transcript is spliced from 41 exons. The record is from RefSeq and is a predicted model, not a curated record.
CACUCAUAAGUCACCAUGGCUCAAAAAGAAGUUGAUAAGUACCUUUAUGUGGACAAAAACCUCAUCAACAACCCCCUGGCUCAGGCUGACUGGGCAGCCAAGAAACUGGUGUGGGUCCCAUCGGAGAAGAAUGGGUUUGAAGCGGCCAGUCUGAAGGAGGAAGUGGGAGAUGAGGCCAUAGUGGAGCUGGCAGAAAAUGGAAAGAAAGUGAGAAUAAACAAAGAUGACAUCCAGAAGAUGAAUCCACCCAAAUUCUCUAAAGUGGAAGAUAUGGCAGAGCUGACCUGCCUGAAUGAGGCCUCUGUGCUGCACAACUUGAAGGAGAGAUACUACUCAGGGCUCAUCUAUACCUACUCAGGCCUUUUCUGUGUGGUUAUAAAUCCCUACAAGAACCUGCCCAUAUACUCAGAGGAGAUUGUGGAGAUGUACAAAGGCAAAAAGAGGCAUGAGAUGCCUCCUCACAUAUACGCAAUCACAGACACUGCCUACAGGAGUAUGAUGCAAGAUCGAGAGGAUCAGUCCAUUCUGUGCACAGGUGAAUCGGGAGCUGGUAAGACAGAGAACACCAAGAAGGUCAUUCAGUAUUUGGCUCAUGUUGCUUCCUCGCACAAGAGUAAAAAAGACCAGGGAGAGCUUGAGAGGCAGUUGCUUCAGGCUAACCCUAUCCUGGAGGCUUUUGGAAAUGCCAAGACAGUGAAGAAUGACAACUCCUCGAGAUUUGGCAAGUUCAUCAGAAUCAACUUUGAUGUCAAUGGCUACAUUGUGGGAGCCAAUAUUGAGACUUAUCUCUUGGAGAAAUCACGUGCAAUCCGUCAAGCCAAAGACGAGCGAACCUUCCAUAUCUUCUACUACCUGUUGUCUGGGGCAGGGGAGCACCUGAAGACUGAUCUGCUGUUGGAGCCUUACAACAAGUACAGAUUCCUUUCAAAUGGGCAUGUUACGAUCCCGGGUCAGCAAGACAAGGAUAUGUUUCAGGAGACCCUGGAGGCAAUGAAAAUCAUGAGCAUCCCAGAUGAUGAGCAGAUAGGUCUGCUGAGAGUGAUCUCGGGUGUUCUUCAGCUUGGCAACAUAGUCUUCAAGAAAGAGCGCAACACAGACCAAGCCUCUAUGCCAGACAAUACAGCUGCUCAGAAAGUAUCCCACCUUUUGGGUAUCAAUGUGACCGACUUCACCAGGGGAAUCCUAACCCCUCGUAUCAAGGUGGGACGAGACUACGUCCAGAAAGCUCAGACUAAAGAGCAGGCUGACUUUGCCAUCGAGGCACUGGCCAAAGCCACUUAUGAACGUAUGUUCCGUUGGCUGGUGAUGCGCAUCAACAAGGCCCUGGAUAAGACCAAAAGACAGGGGGCAUCCUUCAUUGGAAUCCUUGACAUUGCCGGCUUUGAGAUUUUUGAACUGAACUCAUUUGAACAGCUGUGUAUUAACUACACAAACGAGAAGUUGCAGCAGCUCUUCAAUCAUACCAUGUUCAUUCUGGAACAAGAGGAGUACCAACGGGAGGGCAUAGAAUGGAACUUCAUUGAUUUUGGCCUGGACCUACAGCCCUGCAUCGAGCUCAUAGAAAAGCCGGCGGGGCCCCCUGGUAUAUUGGCUUUGCUGGAUGAAGAGUGCUGGUUCCCAAAAGCGACUGACAAAAGCUUUGUGGAAAAGGUGGUGCAGGAACAAGGCAACCACUCCAAAUUCCAGAAGCCAAAACAGCUGAAAGACAAAGCUGACUUCUGCAUUAUGCACUAUGCUGGCAAGGUGGAUUACAAAGCAGAUGAGUGGCUGAUGAAGAACAUGGAUCCUCUGAACGAUAACAUUGCUACUCUUCUCCACCAGUCCUCAGACAAGUUUGUGUCUGAGCUGUGGAAAGAUGAGAUGCAGAACGUUCAGAGAGCCUAUUUCUAUCAACACUUUCCUAUUCUUCAUCUAGAACCAGUUGAUCGUAUAGUUGGGCUGGAUCAGGUGGCUGGUAUGUCAGAUACAGCAUUGCCAGGAGCCUUUAAAACCAGGAAGGGUAUGUUCCGAACAGUGGGACAGCUCUACAAAGAACAGCUAUCCAAGCUGAUGGCUACCCUGAGGAACACCAACCCCAACUUUGUCCGCUGCAUCAUCCCCAAUCAUGAGAAGAAGGCUGGCAAACUGGACCCCCAUUUAGUCCUGGAUCAGCUCCGCUGUAAUGGAGUGCUGGAGGGAAUCCGUAUCUGCCGACAGGGCUUUCCCAAUAGAGUCGUCUUCCAGGAGUUCAGACAAAGAUAUGAGAUCCUGACUCCAAAUUCAAUUCCCAAAGGAUUCAUGGAUGGAAAGCAGGCCUGUGUGCUGAUGAUCAAAGCAUUGGAGCUGGAUCCAAACCUAUAUCGAAUUGGACAGAGUAAAGUUUUUUUCAGAGCUGGAGUCCUCGCUCACCUUGAGGAGGAAAGAGACCUGAAGAUCACAGAUGUCAUUAUUGAGUUCCAAGCAUGCUGCAGAGGAUACCUAGCCAGAAAGGCCUUUGCCAAACGUCAACAGCAACUAACUGCAAUGAAGGUGCUUCAGAGGAAUUGUGCUGCCUACUUGAAGCUGCGUAACUGGCAGUGGUGGAGGCUGUUCACCAAGGUGAAACCCCUGCUGCAGGUAAGCAGGCAGGAAGAGGAGAUGAUGGCCAAGGAAGAAGAGCUGGUGAAGGUCAAGGAGAGGCAGUUGGCUGCAGAAAACAGACUGACUGAGAUGGAGACCCUCCAAACACAGCUAAUAGCAGAGAAGCUGCAGCUGCAGGAGCAGCUGCAGGCAGAGACUGAGCUCUGUGCUGAGGCUGAGGAGAUAAGGGCCCGUCUAACGGCGAAGAAACAAGAGUUGGAGGACAUCUGUCAUGACCUGGAGGCCAGGGUGGAGGAAGAGGAAGAACGGUGUCAACAUCUGCAGGUUGAGAAGAAGAAAAUGCAGCAGAACAUUCAGGAACUAGAGGAGCAGCUGGAGGAAGAGGAAAGUGCAAGGCAGAAGCUGCAGCUAGAGAAGGUGACCACAGAGGCCAAGCUGAAGAAGCUGGAGGAAGAUCUAAUAGUUUUAGAAGACCAUAAUCUCAAACUGGCCAAGGAGAAGAAACUGUUGGAAGACAGAGUAUCUGAGUUCACAACCAAUCUAACUGAGGAAGAGGAGAAGUCUAAGAGUCUGGCUAAACUCAAGAACAAACAUGAGGCCAUGAUCACAGAUCUGGAAGAACGCCUGCGUCGCGAAGAGAAGCAGCGGCAGGAGUUGGAGAAGACUCGCAGGAAGCUUGAGGGAGACUCCACUGAUCUGCAUGACCAGAUUGCUGAGCUGCAGGCUCAGAUUGCAGAACUCAAAAUGCAGCUGGCCAAGAAGGAGGAAGAACUACAAGCAGCCUUGGCUAGGGUGGAGGAGGAGGCAGCCCAGAAGAACAUGGCUUUGAAAAAGAUCCGGGAGCUGGAAUCUCAGAUCACUGAACUGCAGGAAGACCUGGAGUCUGAGCGGGCAGCUAGGAACAAAGCAGAAAAACAGAAGCGGGAUCUGGGAGAGGAGCUGGAGGCAUUGAAAACAGAGCUAGAGGAUACGCUAGAUUCAACUGCUGCACAGCAGGAACUCAGGUCAAAACGGGAACAGGAAGUGACUCUUCUGAAGAAAACCCUGGAUGAUGAAGCAAAGACCCAUGAGGCACAAAUCCAGGAGAUGAGGCAGAAACAUUCACAGGCAUUGGAGGAGCUGGCAGAGCAACUGGAACAAACCAAGCGGGUGAAAACGAAUCUUGAGAAGGCAAAGCAGGCUCUGGAGAGCGAGCGUGCUGAGCUGUCCAAUGAGGUGAAGGUGCUUCUGCAAGGCAAAGGGGACUCUGAGUACAAGCGAAAGAAAGUAGAGGCCCAGCUCCAAGAGCUACAGGUGAAAUUUACGGAUGGUGAAAGAGUGCGGACAGAGCUGGCCGAGAAAGUCACCAAACUCCAGGUCGAGCUGGACAACAUUACAGGCCUUCUGAAUCAGUCUGACAGCAAGUCAAUCAAAUUAGCGAAAGACUUCUCUACUCUGGAGUCACAGCUUCAGGAUACCCAGGAGCUGCUUCAGGAGGAGACUCGCCAGAAGCUGAGCCUCAGCACCAAACUGAAGCAGGUGGAGGAUGAGAAGAACAGCUUCAAAGAGCAGCUGGAGGAGGAAGAGGAGGCAAAGAGGAACCUGGAGAAACAGAUCUCUGCCCUUCAGCAGCAGGUAGCAGACACAAAGAAAAAAAUGGAUGAUGGCCUGGGCUGCCUGGAGGCAGUGGAGGAAGCCAAGAAGAAGCUGCAGAAGGACUUGGAGGCCAUGAGCCAGCGUUAUGAGGAGAAGGCAGCUGCUUAUGACAAGUUGGAAAAAACAAAGACCCGGCUGCAGCAAGAAUUGGAUGACCUCAUUGUGGACCUUGAUCACCAGCGGCAGAUAGUCUCCAACCUGGAGAAGAAGCAGAAGAAGUUUGAUCAGCUGUUGGCAGAGGAGAAGAACAUCUCCGCCAAGUAUGCAGAGGAGAGGGACCGAGCUGAGGCAGAAGCCCGCGAGAAGGAGACCAAAGCCCUGUCCAUGGCCAGAGCCCUGGAAGAAGCCAUGGAGCAGAAGGCAGAGCUGGAGCGGCUCAAUAAGCAGUUCCGCACAGAGAUGGAGGACCUGAUGAGUUCCAAGGAUGAUGUUGGCAAGAGUGUUCAUGAGCUGGAGAAAUCUAAGCGAGCCCUGGAACAGCAGGUGGAGGAGAUGAAGACCCAGCUGGAAGAGCUAGAGGAUGAGUUGCAGGCCACAGAGGAUGCCAAGCUGCGGCUGGAAGUGAACCAGCAAGCCAUGAAGGCACAGUUUGAGCGUGACCUCCAGGGCCGGGAUGAGCAGAAUGAGGAGAAGAAGAAACAACUGAUCAGACAGGUACGAGAGAUGGAGGUGGAGCUGGAAGAUGAGAGGAAGCAGCGCUCCAUGGCUGUGGCUGCCAGAAAGAAGUUGGAGAUGGACCUGAAGGAUCUGGAAGUCCAGAUAGACUCUGCCAACAAGAAUCGUGAUGAAGCCAUCAAACAGCUCCGCAAACUGCAGGCCCAACUGAAGGAUUACAUGCGGGAGCUGGAUGAUGCACGCACCUCCAGAGAAGAGAUUUUGGUCCAGGCCAAAGAGAAUGAGAAGAAGAUGAAGAGCAUGGAGGCUGAGAUGAUGCAAAUGCAGGAGGAACUUGCAGCUGCUGAACGUGCCAAGCGCCAGGCCCAGCAAGAGAGGGAUGAGUUGGCUGAUGAGAUAGCGAACAGCAGUGGCAAAGGAGCCCUGGCCUUGGAGGAAAAGCGACGUCUAGAGGCCCGGAUAGCUCAGCUGGAGGAGGAGUUAGAGGAGGAGCAGAGCAACACAGAGAUGGUCAACGACCGGCUCAAGAAAGCAAACCUUCAGAUCGAUCAAAUAAAUACUGACUUGAAUGCCGAGCGCAGCAAUGCCCAGAAGAACGAAAAUGCUCGCCAGCAGAUGGAGCGUCAGAACAAGGAGCUUAAGGCCAAGCUGCAGGAGAUGGAAAGUGCAGUGAAGUCCAAGUACAAGGCUUCUAUCACUGCCUUGGAGGCAAAGAUAGCACAGCUGGAAGAGCAGCUGGACUCAGAGACCAAGGAGCGCCAGGCUGCAGGCAAACAGGUGCGCCGUGCUGAGAAGAAGCUGAAGGAUGUCUUGCUGCAGGUGGAUGAUGAGAGACGCAAUACUGAGCAGUACAAAGAUCAGGUAGAUAAGGCGAACGUGCGCCUGAAGCAGCUGAAGCGCCAGCUUGAGGAAGCCGAGGAAGAGGCCCAGCGAGCCAAUGCGUCCCGCAGAAAGCUGCAGCGUGAGCUGGAGGAUGUCACUGAAACGGCUGAUGCAAUGAAUAGAGAGGUCAGCUCCCUCAAGAGCAAACUCAGGCGUGGGGACCUGCCAUUUGUCGUGCCACGCCGGAUCGCCAGAAAGGGCACAGGAGAAUGCUCCGAUGAGGAAGCAGACAGCAAGGCAGAUGCUGGUGAUGCCAAAGCUACUGAAUAAGUCUUCUCAUCUGACCCAGGUUACACCUGACGGAGUGACCUACCCACCCCUCCUCCAGUGGUCUUCCUGCAAACCACCUCCUGGGGAACACAGAGCCCAUCCAAUGUGUGUUUUGUGUAUCUGGAGCCAUUGGGCACCUGUGUUCCACAUUUCCUCCUCUUCCCAGCUUCCAAGUUCUCUUUGUAUUUAAUGCCAAAGAGUUGGGAUUCUAAAAUCUGACCAGCAGAGUUCGAUGACUACACACACCUGUAGAACUGUCCGUGCCGUGGCUGCUGGUGAAUCUUUACACUUGGAAGGAGAGGGGUUAGGGAAAAAAAAUUAUUUUAUUUUUUUUUGCUGUAAAUCUACUUUCUUCAGAUCCUAGUUUGAUAGAUGCAAAGAAAGCCCGCUCCUCUAUUCUCUUCCCCCCCUCCCCCGUUUGCUUUUUGGCAAUCAUGUUCAGUGACCUCAGACUUCUGCCUCUUUAAUCUGCCCACCCAGAUGGUUUGGAAGCAGUUUCAGGAAUAACGGGGUGCUUUGGCCAUGGCAAUUCACCCUUUCUUCUUUCUAGAGCCCACACAUUCACAGGCAGGGGUGAAGGAGGGAAGCAUCUUUCAGGAUCACCCACCUGGGGGACUUGCCAAAGACUUUUUCUUUCUUGUUCUUACUGUCUGGCCAGAUCUCGGAAGUGCAAUGAUGUCCUGGUAGUGUCUCUGCUUCUGUCUGCUUGGCUUUUUAGCUAAGGUAGUGUGGACCAGUAGCUGGUGACAGGGACAGAGAAACCAGAAGAAUCUCUGUGUGCUUGUCUGAGAAUCUCUUGAGGACCAAAUAUAUUGAAUGGUAAUGGACCGAAUCUAGUGGAAUUUAAUGUGUGUCGGUGGGAGGGGUGAGGAAGGGAGGAGAAAUCCCUCUUUUUAUUGACAUGUCCAAGCCUCUUGUGUAUCUGCUCUGUAACCAGGGGAUGGGGUUAGUUAUUCUGCACCAUUGACUAAGAGUAUAUUAAAAACCCUUUAAUCUGCACAGAUAUACGUAAAGGGCCUUUGUGUCUCUUGUAAUAAGUAAUUAAAAAAAUAAAAUAAAGGUCUUUAUCACUGCCUUUCUAUUGGGACCUUGGUUAUAUAGAGAUAGUCUUUACUUUUCUACAUCGUACACUGGUUGCUGGAUUUACCUGUAUUCUUAACCAUAUUGUAUAUGCUGCAUUUAGACUUACUUAUGAGCAAAGAAAAAUAAUUAAAAAUAUGAAGCUCCAAUACUGUAUGCCUGAAAGCGCUCUAAAUUCAGGCACCUGUGUCCCAAUCGCUGUCACAAAGGAUUUAAAACCUUUUUUAUAUAAAAGUGCCUUAGCAUAUGCCUCAGCUGUCACCACUACAGUCAGUAAUGGUUUACUGGUGCUCCACUGAUGUUACCAAUAAAGAUUAUCCA